CCAGACCGUUUUGUAUGCCAAAAAGAAUUUCACAACAAGAUAUUUGUUUUGAAAUUGUUGCAUACAUACUUAAGUUACAGGAGUUUGUGCGAUAUUUCGAAAGCAUCAAAACAAUUUCACGCUAACCCCUCAUCAGAAAAAAAAGAAAUGUCUGUGACAGUUUCGACGGAUCUGUCGGUGACAACUGCGCCAGGUCGGGUGGAGGAAAAAAUAGACGAUAAACGAAAUGCCUUGCAAGAAAGCCUACGGAAAGGGGAGCCCAAAAUAUUUGGGGUCUCACAGAUAGCACUAGGAUUGCUGAUCAUCUCCUACUCUAUGCCUCUACUCUUCGCUGAGACCUCACUGAUUAUUAAUAUUGGUGUGCCAUGGUGGAGUGGCCUUAUGUUUGUCUUUUCAGGUGCAACUGCAUUUGCAGUGGAAAAGCAUGCCAGUUCAAGGACGCUCACUGUUUGCUUGACUGCCUCCGUCGUGGCCAUAAUCGUCUCACUCAUUGCGAUUGCCCUGUACUACUUUGACAUCGGACUCAACCUCUCCAACAAUUUCAGCAGUUCUGUAAAGAACACCAUCUCAAUUCUUAUUAUGGCCCAGACAGCAGUAUCCUCUGCUUUCACAGCUAUUCUGUAUAAAGUAAAAAAGAACAUCCCUGGUUAUACGGAAAUGAAUGGAUGACAUCCUGCUUAAUCCCCAAGAAAGACUUAAAUUACAUAAAGACAUAUUUCAUUUAUGUUUGUAUGUAGAAUUAACUGUGCUUUUAUAAAAUUACUGCAACCUACAUAGUAAAGUACUAAUGUUCAUAUGCAAUGCAGUGUACUUUGUAGUGGUAUACUUUUCAAAAUGUAUACCACUUGUUUUUAUGUCCAUGUUGUGUUUUUAAUAUACUUUAAGAUAAACCAUGUGCAAAUUCAUCACUUUAAAUCAUUGCAGAGUAUUUUCUCCCUAAAACUGCAGUUUACCAAAGACGGUUUAAAAAAAUGAUAUUUAAGGAUGUAUCAAUAUCAACAUAAAGAAUACAUUUGUUAUUAUCAUUAUAAUUACAUUUUACCUUUAAUUGUGUACUUUGGAGUUUUAUUUUGUACCUAAUAACGUCGGCUAUAGACUGCAUAUCAUUUAACUCCGUUUGUCAAAAUUGCCACAAAAGAGAUACAUGAUGUAUCUCUGGUGUCAAAACAUUCACGUAUUGACAUGCUUAAACGUCAAACAACUAACAAAAGCUUCAGUUUUGUUUGUCACAAAUUUGCUUGCUUUACGAAAUUUAUAAUAGGAAACGUCGUGUGGUAAAUGCCACAAGCUGUAGGCUAUUUGUUGAUAUCAUUGAAAAACAGAGUUACGACACUCCCAUAGACAUCUGUUGGAAGAAUGGAAUGCCGAAGUAACUUGUGUCAUGGAGGGCUCUUUAUAUCCAGACAUUGCACUGAAACCCAUUAAUUUCAGUGUUUCCCAAACACAUUCACUCCUGGUAAGUUGAAAUAUUAAAAGACCAGUGUGACAGAGAUGUGUUUUCAGGGUGUUUUUAAACAAAAAAUAUUGUUUUACUAGAUAAUUGUGGCUUUUGUGUGUGUGUGGUUGAAUAACUUUCUGUGAAUACUGCUCAUUAAAUGAAAAUGUUAUCUACCCUCUCUAUAAAUUAUAUAAUAAAAUGUCUUACUGACAAUGCAGUUCGUUUUCAACGUUCUUAGUUGUGAAUAUGCUCACAAUCAUUGAUUGUCUAUUGCUAAAAUACUUGGGAAUUUUUAUGUGAAUGUCUUAACAUAAUUUAACAUUAGGCUGUACUGGUGAUCAUAGAAGCAUGAGAAACAUGAAUGCAUGCAUUCUGUUAAUGUAUUCUACAUUAUACAUUCUUCCUAUUAAACACCCUAUUAAA
Molecule: messenger RNA, 1861 nt
Organism: Triplophysa rosa
Lineage: Eukaryota; Metazoa; Chordata; Actinopteri; Cypriniformes; Nemacheilidae
Gene: tmem176
Product: transmembrane protein 176
Exons: 6
Coding region: 148-669 (173 amino acids)
Cellular component (GO): membrane
Source: RefSeq, a predicted model, not a curated record